CCAUCGCGCACGCGAGACCCACACCGCCAGCACACUGCUCUGCCACCUCGUCCCCUCAUUGUGACAACACCACACCACACGCAGCAACACCAGCACCGCCACCAUGAGCAAGGUUUCCCGCGACACCUACGAAGAGGCGAUCCAGGCCCUCCUCAAGCACUCCCUCAAGGACAAGAAGCGCAAGUUCCGCGAGACGGUUGAGCUUCAGGUUAUGCUGAAGAACUACGAUCCCUCCCGUGACAAGCGCUUCAGCGGCACCGUGCGUCUGCCCGGCAUUGCCCGCCCUGGCAUGAAGGUGUGCGUGCUCGGUGACGAUGCUCACUGCGACGAGGCCAAGGCCGCCGACAUUCCCUGCAUGGACGUCGACUCCCUCAAGAAGCUCAAGAAGAACAAGAAGCUCGUCAAGAAGCUGGCCAAGCAGUACGAUGCGUUCCUUGCGUCGUCGAAGCUUCUGAAGCAGCUGCCUCGUAUCCUUGGGCCUGGCCUCAACAAGGCCGGCAAGUUCCCCUCCCCCGUCUCGCACGAGGAGAAGCUGCCCGAGAAGGUUGACGAGCUCAAGGCUACCGUCAAGUUCCAGAUGAAGAAGGUGCUCACGCUCGGUGUCGCCAUUGGUCACGUCGACAUGUCCGAGGAGGAGCUCAUCACCAACUCCAUCCAGGCCGUCAACUUCCUCGUCUCCCUCCUCAAGAAGAACUGGCAGAACGUGCGCUCCCUCAACAUCAAGAGCACCAUGGGCCCUCCCCAGCGCAUCUACUAAGCAGAUGCUGCUCUUUGGUGUGAUGUCACCCUUUUCUUGACUGCACGUGUUAUGCUAAGCAACCCUCUCCCUCCCAAUUACAAGACCCCCGAACAGAGAGAAGGCGAUUGCCGUGUGUAUGGCGUGUAUCUGUCUAUGAGAGGAACGAAGCG
Salpingoeca rosetta is the source of this 909-nucleotide messenger RNA. Its product is annotated as 60S ribosomal protein L10a. The record is from RefSeq and is a predicted model, not a curated record. Bases 104 to 757 code for a protein of 217 amino acids. Gene Ontology annotation, cellular component: large ribosomal subunit. The transcript is spliced from 5 exons. Lineage: Eukaryota; Choanoflagellata; Craspedida; Salpingoecidae. Gene Ontology annotation, biological process: translation. Gene Ontology annotation, molecular function: RNA binding; structural constituent of ribosome.